Ceraceosorus guamensis is the source of this 4885-nucleotide messenger RNA. RefSeq lists its product as hypothetical. Gene Ontology annotation, molecular function: catalytic activity. The record is from RefSeq and is a predicted model, not a curated record. The transcript is spliced from 3 exons. NCBI's taxonomy places the organism in Eukaryota, Fungi, Basidiomycota, Exobasidiomycetes, Ceraceosorales, Ceraceosoraceae. Gene Ontology annotation, biological process: trehalose biosynthetic process. The coding region runs from base 119 to 4495 and encodes 1458 amino acids. Gene Ontology annotation, cellular component: cytosol; alpha,alpha-trehalose-phosphate synthase complex (UDP-forming).
CUACAAGCUUUGACUUCUCGUGCCCGCCCACGAACAGGAAGGCCCUCCUAUCCAGCUCGAUCAUCGUCAUCCUUUUGGGCUCUAGACUGUGGUCACAAAUCCCGGCGCAGUGCUCACAAUGUCAGGCGUAGGUCACCGCUUGCUGUUGGUGCAUCUCUUCCUGCCAGACACGCUGGCCUUUCAUCCCUGGGACGAAGAUUCGGACGCAGCAGGGCACGUAGCCACUCUAGGCGAAGGUGGGGGCGGUGGAGGCCAAAUCGUCGUCGACUCUCCUGCCGACUCUUCACGCGCUGAAGAUGCCCUCAAUACCCCGCCGGCUGCCACGCAUCACUUGCCCUUACACGAGCUCUCCGAUCGUCUCGCCAAAGCGAAUCUCAGAAGUUCUGUCCAGAGCAGCGGACCUACCAGCCUAGAUGUACCCCAACGAAACUCGGCUUCCAAGUCGGCGCCCGAGUCUCGCGAGCACGUCAGUGUGGCUAGUGUUAGAGCGAGGGAUCAUGCGCUGGAAGAUGACAGCGCCGUCGACAUCGACGACGAGGACAGUGGACCCGAGAUCGGUGCUGCCAGGGUACAGCGGACGACGCGAUCAGCUCGAGGCUCUUUCAGCGCAGACGCAAAUGCUCGCAAGAUUACAAUGACCAGUCUCAUAUCCGAAGGGUCUGGACAAGGCGGCUCCAGCACGCUGGAGUCUCAGCCGAUUCGUGUGCCGUCGCCUGCCAACGCUUCCGCAGCGACGCGAUCUCGCCGCAACAGCCCGAGUGGUGCUCUUCGACCCAACAUUGCGGCACUCACAGAUACUCGAGGAGCGAAUGCUGAUGGCACCGACAUCCCUGUAGCCGCAGCCUCUGAUCACGGAAGGGGCGUCGCCUCUACUUCACCGGGCACCCAGCUUUCGAGCUCCUCCCUGAGUGCUGCGACGCCUCUAUCAAGGUCGGCCGGAAGCGGCUCGCAUGUUGGGGGCAGAGACAACAAGGGUGGCUUCACGCAAGGUGGUUCACCAUUCGGUCCCAGGGGCAUUGCUCCAGGCGCCCUCGGCUUGACUGUCCCUGGCGAGAGUGAUUCGAGAUCGGGCACAAAGACUCCAGGAGCCAAGGCUGGGGGCAAAGCUGGCACCUUGACGCCGCUCAGCAUCAUCGGAGACUUGGCUGCCAAGCAAACUUCCAUGCAUGCUCUCUCCACACCAGGUCCACAGACGCCCGGUGACAAAGAGAGGCAUCAUCCAUUCGGCUCAGGUGCUGUCACCCCUCGACACGGAUCUCAAACGCCUGGUCAUUCCGUGCGUACGCCGGGCUUUCCCCCGAAUGCCAAAGGCCAUUCGCAAGGGGCACUGAGUCGGCCGCCCAUGAAUCUGAGCAUGUCAGCUAUGAAGGUGCCACAAGCACGCGCAGAAGGAAUGAGCGGUGCUGCGACUGGAGGUGCCAGCACUCCACACCAUCACUCUUCGCUAGGUCUCACUGGACUGGGAGGUGCGAAAAAGCCAUCAGGUGCGCAAUCUGCUGCGACAGCGGGUGUCGGCACAGUAUCUUCCGCACUUGCAGGGGGCACCAUCAAUGACCAUGGACGGGGCGUCGUUGCAGAGACUUCACCUCCUGGGCCAAUCGCGCGACCUCACAGCAAAUCCAACGAGGACAACAAGGCGAUCUCGGGGAUAUCAGCAUUAGGGACUCCUCACGACAGAAGCGGAAGGGGGUCUGACAGGAGAAUCAAUGCAGGCUCAGCGAUUGGGGCUGGCUCUCCAAAUGCGGUGGCUGAGAAAGCGCGCCAGACGCAUGGCGGCAUCAUGCCGCCAUCUUCUUCCUUCAACCGCAUGAGCUCCAAGAACAGGGCACCAGGACCUCGUUGCGGUUCACGCCGCAAUCCGUCAUCGACCGGGCGUUCGGUAGGCAGACGAGCUUCCGUAGCUAGUAUGACGGAUGCAGGCGGAGAGAGCAUCAUCUCCGCCUCGUCGACACCAGCGCGCAUUCCUCGAUUCGACUUUGAGCCGAAUCCCAGCGCAAACGGUGGCUUGGUCAACGCCGUCGACAGCGUAUCUCGCGAUCGCUUGCGAGCGGGCAAGGUGUAUGUUGGCGCGCCAGGCAUCUCCAUAGAUGACUGGGCUGGGCCGAUCGAGCGCGCCUUGAUUGCAGACAGGCUCCGCAAUGAGCGAUCUAGCACUCCAGUGUGGUUAGAGGAUGACCUCAUGCAGGGUCACUAUACACAUUUCUGCAAACAAAUCCUCUGGCCCACUUUUCACUACACACUGCCGUCCCAGCGCGGGCUGGAGCAAGAGCACGAAGCUUUUGUGUGCUACCGCGAGGUCAACCGAAGAUUUGCAGAUGCCAUUGUGGCCGAAUACAGGGAGGGUGACAUUAUCUGGGUCAACGACUACCAUCUCUUGUUGGUGCCGCAAAUGGUCCGUGAGCGCUUGCCGUAUGCCACCAUUGGCCUCUUUUUGCACAUUGCCUUUCCCUCGUCCGAGAUCUUUAGGUGCCUCUCGGUACGAGAAGAGCUUCUGCGAGGCAUGCUGGGCGCUGAUCUGAUAGGCUUUCAAACCCACAACUUUUGCCGGCACUUUAGACAGACAGUCAGUCGUAUAUUGCAAUUGGAAGCGACGCCAAAAGGCAUUCAGAUGGACUCCAGCAGAGGGGGCGGGUUCGUCACGGUCAGCGCAUUUCCCAUUGGAAUUGACGUGCGCAAUCUCAAUCGGAAGCGUGCAGAUCCCGAGGUGGGCGAGUGGGUGGCAAAAUUGCGCGAAAGGUAUGAUGGGAAGCGCGUCAUUGUCGCGCGGGACAAGCUGGACUGGAUCAAGGGCGUGCGUCAAAAGCUCCUCGCUUUCGAGGUCUUUCUCGACGAGCAUCCCGAAUGGGUCGGCAAGGUGGUUCUCAUUCAGAUCGCUCUUGCUACGACUGAGGACAACGACGAGAUUGGCGCUUCUUCAGAGGUGGUCUCGCGCGUCAACAACAAGCACUCUAGCCUCGCAUAUCAGCCCGUUGUCUUCUUGCACGUGCAAGACAUGACCUUCAGUCAAUACCUCGCGCUCCUCACCAUCGCGGAUGCUUUCCUGGCCAGCAGUCUACGCGAAGGCAUGAAUUUGACAUCACAUGAGUAUGUCGUUUGUCAAGAGGAGAAGCACUCGCCGCUCAUCCUUUCGGAAUUCACCGGAACGUACUCUGCGCUGCGGGCGUGCAUCGGCAUCAACCCGUGGAAUACCAAACAGGUGGCUCACGCCAUUCACAAAGCAGUCACAAUGUCUGCUGAAGAGGCGUCUGCGCGCUGGGAAGAUCUUCAUCGAUGUGUUUUGACCCAGACUUCUCAGCACUGGCUGACGAGCCUGCUCAGCCGGCUAGAACGAGCGCACUUGGAAACUCAGAGGCGACAAUCCUCUUUUAUUCCUCGACUUGAAGUCGCUUCGCUGAUUUCCGAAUGGAGAGCCGCGCGAAAACGGUUGCUACUCAUCGAUCUCGAGGAUACUCUCAUGCCAGCACCAGAAAGAGAUUUUCCAAAGGAACCAGAGGAGGCGCUGAUCAAGCUACUCAAGGACCUCUGUGCUGACACGAAAAAUAGGGUAUAUCUAUUGAGUGGCAGAGGGACGAGCGACUUGGAAAGCUUCGCCAAAGAUUUGCCGGCGAUCGGAUUGAUCGCCGAGAACGGAUGCGCGGUCAGCUACGUCGGCAACACCUCGCAUUCCCAAGAUGAAGCUAGCCCCGGGGGGAGUGGUGCACGGCAAUGGGUCUCCUUGGUCGCCGGCUAUAAUCUCUCAUGGAUGGCGCCAGUGCGCGAAAUUUUGUCGUACUUCUCCGAGCGUACAGAAGGCAGCUACAUGGAAGAGCGUGGAGCGUCCAUCUUGUGGCGCUUCUGGUCACGCUCUGCGGGGGACCCGCACUCGCAUCAAGCGCAGUGGGCACGGAAGCAGAGCGCCGAGCUGCAAAACCUGGUCUACGACUCGCUUGGGGAGCGCUUCUCACUGCGCAUUAUUCCUGGCUCCACCAGCUUUUUGAUCAUGCCCAAAGGUGUCAGCAGAGCUAGCGCCGUGCAGCACAUCAUAAGUUUGUCGCAGAUGGGCGCAUCGGCAGCUACUCCCGCUAGUCCUGCAUCGCCUGUCGUUAAUCCGUUUGGUAUGGGUAGACAUGUGAGGAAUCCAGCAGUGGAGUCCAUCAAGGGAGGAGGCCCAGCCAGGGACAGCAGUCCAUACAAGCUGCCCAGCAAUGCUUUCAUGCCAAUGUUCCAAAGUCAGCGAGAGCACGACUUGGGUCCUUCGAGGCACAACGGUCCGGCCGGCGGCGGCUCGUUCGAUUUUGCUUUCGCACUCGGACAAGACGAUGCCUUGCUGGCGUACGUGUCCACCUUGGACAUGCUCUUUGCUCCCAUCACCUGCACGUCCAGCGCAGAUAUGCGAGGCUCGGAAGCCUCCUUCUACGUGCGAGGUCAGGGCGAGGCUAGAGCUGCUCUGAGGGAGCUGGUUCAGAGCAGGGUCAGAGACGCCGUUUGGGGCCGGCCUGCUAUGAGCGACAUUUAAACGCGGAUCAAGAUCGUUGGAUACGCGUGCGCAACUUCGGCUGCGUCAUCAGCCACAUGCCAGAACGAUUUCGGACUCAUGACUGGUGUAGAUGACGUUGCAAAUUCCACGAAAACCUCACCACUCAGGAAUCACUACCUGAAGGUGACUUUUGGUCAUCCAUGCUCUUGUUCCUGCGCUCGCCUCAGAAUUGAGGCCAGUUUCAAGGUCCCUCUAUUAUACAGGUAAAGAGUUUCGUACUGGUCACUACACCUGCGAUCACCCCACUUCCACUUGCACGCAGUUUAGACGACCAUUGGCUCCAUAACCUUGAUACACACGCACUCACAGUCACGUGAUCGCAUAGAUGUCGUGGACCGUGAUGUGAAGCCGUGUCAGAAAGCCUGUUUC